Molecule: messenger RNA, 733 nt
Organism: Zophobas morio
Lineage: Eukaryota; Metazoa; Arthropoda; Insecta; Coleoptera; Tenebrionidae
Product: putative divalent cation/proton antiporter TMEM165
Exons: 8
Coding region: 77-655 (192 amino acids)
Biological process (GO): calcium ion transmembrane transport; Golgi calcium ion homeostasis; Golgi calcium ion transport
Cellular component (GO): Golgi apparatus
Molecular function (GO): manganese ion transmembrane transporter activity; calcium ion transmembrane transporter activity
Source: RefSeq, a predicted model, not a curated record
UUUUCUCUCUUCCUUUUCUGUUAUUCUUUUUAGCGAAAUCGGAGAUAAAACUUUUUUUAUAGCAGCCGUAUUGGCUAUGCGUAGUUCAAGAUUGCUGGUAUUAAUCGGUGCAUGCGGUGCUCUUUUUGUAAUGACGAUGCUUUCCUCGUAUGUCGGCUCGCUAACAGCAAUAAUCCCUAAAAUAUACACCUUCUCCUGUUCAACAUUUUUACUUUUUUUUUUUGGAAUAAAAAUGUUAUAUGAAGGAAUUAAGCUUCCUGUAGAUUAUGCGCUUGAAGAAUACGAACGAGUUCAACAAGAGAUUAAUUCUACCGAGAAAAUCGACGAAAACUCUUCAACUUUUACUAAUUUUGAUGUUGAAGAAGGAAAAAAUUUUUUAGGAAUUCGGAAAAAUAAAAAAAUCUUAAUUCAAUCGUUUGUGAUGACUUUUCUGGCGGAGUGGGGCGACCGCUCGCAGAUAGCAACUUUCCUAUUGGCCGCGCGAGAGAAUUCUUCCGCCGUUAUACUGGGAGGGUUUUUAGGGCACAGCAUAUGCACAUUCAGCGCUGUUAUUGGUGGACGCCUUCUUGCUCGUCGAAUAUCAGCGCGAUCAGGAGGAAUUGUAUUCCUCUUCUUUGCCGGAACUUCACUUCUACUGGAAAUAAAAACUUUUUAAAAGCAUUUUAUCUGCGAACAAUCAAAAAAGGUUCGGCGUUAUUGUAUUGAUAAAACAUAUCGAAAGAUCACGUGGGGA